AUGCUGUCGCCUCGGAAACGAUUAUUCUGUAUUUUCCUUUUUCUCGUCUCUUUCGUGUUCGCCUACACCUCUCAGGGCUUCGGUUUGGCAACUCCCGGUUGGCAUAGCGAAGACCGAUCAAGUUCAAGGGCCCGUCGACUACGAGAUGACGGAGUAAUUUGGAAACACUUCGCAGAACAAUCUGAAACAUGGCAUAAAACGUACGACGUCAAGAUACCGCCUGGGGUAAUCAUGGCAUUGUAUGCCGGUGCGCUGGUGCUCCUGGGGAUAAUUCUGAUCUGCUUCAUAGCAACCUCAAAUUGCAACCCAAUCCGGAGGAGCAGCCCGGAACCCUGUCAUACCAGCCAGCUCCGCGCGGAUCAGUACCGACUGAUUGAGGAGAGCCAAUCGCGCAGCUCCACGCUCGAUCGGAGG
Molecule: messenger RNA, 414 nt
Organism: Mesorhabditis spiculigera
Lineage: Eukaryota; Metazoa; Nematoda; Chromadorea; Rhabditida; Rhabditidae
Source: the annotation of a GenBank genome assembly